Messenger RNA from Alternaria incomplexa, 387 nucleotides. RefSeq lists its product as uncharacterized. The record is from RefSeq and is a predicted model, not a curated record. Bases 1 to 387 code for a protein of 128 amino acids. The transcript has 2 exons. NCBI's taxonomy places the organism in Eukaryota, Fungi, Ascomycota, Dothideomycetes, Pleosporales, Pleosporaceae.
AUGAAAGCUGAACUCGACCCUGGCCAUCAAACCUCCGGCCUCUUGGGAGAAUGCAAAUUGAAUCAAGACAAGCUGGCGGCGUGCUACAUACUCGGACAACUGCGCGACCUGUGCACUUCCGAUCAAGCAGCAGAUAGCCUUUGGGAGUUCGAGUACAAAUACAGGAGAGAGCACAAACUGCUCGGCAAUCCGGCAGACCUUCCGCCGAUGUCAUUCCGUAAGCACGACGACAACACGACUUCUGCAGGAGCUGGAGCCUUUGGACGGGCCGUGAGGAAGCUGACCCCACGCAAGGCUAGCCUGAUCAACCUAAUGAAGGGCAAGGGCUGGAACAAAUCCGACGACUCGACUGAGCGGAACCAGGAGACGUCCUCGGAUGGUUCAUAA